Messenger RNA from Salmo salar (Atlantic salmon), 4139 nucleotides. Its product is annotated as isotocin receptor. NCBI's taxonomy places the organism in Eukaryota, Metazoa, Chordata, Actinopteri, Salmoniformes, Salmonidae. Gene Ontology annotation, molecular function: peptide binding; vasopressin receptor activity; oxytocin receptor activity. The record is from RefSeq and is a predicted model, not a curated record. Gene Ontology annotation, biological process: G protein-coupled receptor signaling pathway; maternal process involved in parturition; positive regulation of vasoconstriction. Gene Ontology annotation, cellular component: plasma membrane.
CUCCCAGAGUCUACUCCUAAUUGGGACACCUUACUAUUGGAUUUGACUUUUCCUUUGGUAAGCCUACCGUCCAAGAGACAAACAUGUAAACAGAAAAAAAACAUCUUAAUAAACUUUGCAAUAACGGGAAAUGAUAAAGAAAUGAACAAGGAGCAGAUGAGGAGCCAAUCAGUCACUUCACCGAUGUCUGGUACUGGAUAAGAAGCAGUGUUUUGGGGCUCCAGGUGAAGCACACUAUGCAAACAGAGCGACGGAGCAUCGUAUAGUUACAAAAUUUUCGUUUCACAAAGGUACAUAGAACUACGUAGAACGUUUACGCAUGAAUGAUGGAGGACCUUCUGCGAGACCAAGACUUGUGGGCGAUUAUAAAUGAUUCAUGGACCAACUCGAGUCGCGGUGGAAACGAGACCAGUACUGGGAACCAGACCAUCGUGAACCCCUUGAAGCGGAACGAGGAGGUGGCCAAAGUGGAGGUGACCGUUCUUGUCCUAGUUCUGCUGCUCGCGAUGGUCGGUAACAUUUGCGUCCUUUUGGCUAUCCAUACGAGCAAGCACAGCCACUCUCGGAUGUAUUACUUCAUGAAACACCUCAGUAUUGCGGACCUGGUGGUGGCAAUCUUUCAGGUCCUCCCGCAGCUUAUAUGGGACAUUACAUUCCGCUUCUACGGGCCGGACUUACUGUGCAGGCUGGUGAAGUACCUACAGGUUGUCGGGAUGUUCGGGUCCACCUACAUGCUUGUUCUAAUGUCCAUAGACAGAUGCUUGGCGAUAUGUCAGCCGCUUCGCUCUCUGCACAAGAGGAAGGACCGUUUUUAUGUGAUUGCCUCUUGGAUGCUUAGUCUGAUUUUCAGUACCCCUCAAGUGUAUAUAUUUUCGUUGAGGGAGGUGGGCAACGGGUUUGACUGUUGGGGAGACUUCGUGCAACCCUGGGGCGCCAAGGCGUACAUUACAUGGAUUAGUCUUACAAUCUACAUAAUUCCAGUGGCUAUCCUAAGUGUUUGCUAUGGCCUGAUAAGUUUUAAAAUAUGGCAAAACUUUAAAAUGAAAACCAGACGGGAUCAGUGUAUGUCUCUGACGCCGCGGGCGUACAAAGGCGCAGCGCUCUCUCGAGUGAGCAGCGUGAGGCUCAUAUCAAAAGCGAAGAUCCGAACUGUCAAAAUGACUUUUGUCAUAGUCCUAGCUUAUAUUGUUUGCUGGACUCCUUUUUUCUUCGUACAAAUGUGGUCGGCAUGGGAUCCUGCUGCACCCAGAGAAGACGUGGCGUUUAUCAUCGCCAUGCUACUGGCCAGCCUGAACAGCUGCUGUAACCCGUGGAUCUAUAUGUUCUUCGCUGGCCACCUGUUUCACGACCUGAUGAGGUGCUUUGUCUGCUGCUCCUCACAGUACCUGAAGGCCUCACGGUGCGGAGGAUUUGACCACCAGCAGAGCCGCAGGAGCCUUUCCACCUAUGUCAUCAAGGACCAUAGUAGUCAGAGGAGCGUCACUCAGACCUCCAGCACAUGAGGAGUGAGGACCAUGGAGGAGAUGAGUUGGGGUGGGACAGGUUCUCCCUACCCCUGAAAGCCAUUCUUUAUACCAGUCAGAGGAGCAUCACACAGACCUUCAGUUCAUAAGGACCAUGGGAACACCAGAAGAGGCCUGGUGUGAGGUACUCUCUAAGCCUCAAUGACCUUCUCCAUCACACAGACUCUAGAGGAGGACUAUGAGAGGAGAGGGGGUUGGUCGGGGACUCUCUACCCCCUAAUGGACUUAAGCCCUAUUCGCACUGGACUAGUAUUACUAUAGAACGUCAGUUAUGUAAUUAUUACCCUAGAAUGUCUGUUUUUCCAGUGGACGAUUCAGACAGGAUUAGUUUACCAUCUGCCCCUGUAUCUGCCCCUGUAUUUGUUUUUUCUCAUUCAGAUUUGAGCGUUAUGAUGGAAGCCUGGAGGCGGUCCUAGGCAUGAAGAUAUUUAAACGUGUCUAGGGAUAGGUCUCUUUCAGGGUAUCUGGCCACCCUCAGUUCGAAAGUCAAAAUAAUAUCAAUAAGAACCAUGAACUGUGUGCAGAUAUCUAAUUAACUAACAUAUUUGACAAUUUAUUAUUGAAUGGGCACAAUAUCAUCAUCAAGAGAAAUGGGCACAGGGAAGUUGAUAUAUGACAAAACAGGUCAUUAAUCUGUAGGCUACAUGCAUAGCACUUUGUUUAAAGCAAUUUGUUCCCAUGUUCUUCCCAAACUGCGUGCAGCACCUAUUAAACUCUGUAAUAUCCCUCAAAACACAGGGAUGUCGAUUCACACGGGAUAAGUCGAUUUUUGGGGUUGGAAUAAUAACCGCCCCACCAAGUAAAAAUGACUGGCAUGGCAGAUUCGGAUGGGACUAAAUAUAUGUUGUUUUGUACUCGUGCAUUUAAUUACAUUACCCUACCUCCCCCAGUGAAAUGAAUCCUGUCUGAAUAGGGCUUUAGACCUUCACCACACAGACCUUCACCAUCAUCCAGGAAAGUGGAGUGGGCCUGGGCCAGGUACCAGCCAGAGGAGCAUCACACAGACCUCCAGCACAUGAUGACCAUGGAGAGAGGUUGAGUUGGGUAUUCUCAAAACCUAAUAGACCUUCUUCAUGUAAGGUUGGAGGUGGGACAGGUACUCUCUAAUCCUGAAAGACUUUCAUCCAAGGCUGCAGAGUUGGGUGGGACAGGUACCCUGUAAGCCCAAAAGAGACCUUCUGCGUGCAAAGAUCUGCAGUGGGGUUGGCCAGGUACUCUCUACUCCUGACACAAACCUUCAUCGUGUAAAGAACAGGAGUGGGUGGCCAGAUACCCUGUAAUAAACCUUGAAAGAGACACUCAACAUUUGAGGGACAGGACUGGGGUGGCCAGAUAUCUUAAGAGAUACUUACAUCAUGCAAGGCCCCACAGAAGGUUGUCCAAGAUGUACCCUCUACCCCUCACAUCGGUCACCAUGUAAUACCCAGAGGGGGAAUCCAUUACGUAACUCUCCACUCCACACAGAAUACUCAAGCCCUGGAAGUGGGUUAUCUUAACAUGGUCAUUUUGGGGGUGAACUUGUGUCUCUAUCUCCAUGGCACACCCUUUCACGACCAUCCACUAGUGAUUUCACUAUAUCCAUCGUGUCCCUCUAGAAUAGAUUACCCCCCCCCCCACACACACACACUUAAUUAAGCUCCUACUGUAGUCACACUCUCCAGCACUUUACCAGAAAUCCCUCUAAAAUGUAAAUUCAGUGUGUACCAGAACUCAAAUGAUUUAUUCUUUACCUGUAUGUCUUUUUCAGGAAAAGACAUACAGGCACAACCUUUUCCCCUCCUGCCUCUUCCCCAGCAAAAAGGUUGUAUUGGAUUCUUAUUUUGUUUUCUAGCACUUGAUAUACAAUUUCUUUCUAUACACAGCUCUGUGACUCUGAAUAUUUCUCAGGUCUAGGUAGAGAGCAGAGCUUUUUAGCAGAGCUUGUUCACAACAAGCUGACCUUUCAGUCACCACAAUAACAAAAUGGGAAAUAGAAAUAGAAUGAAGUUUCACUAACUUAUUAUCUUGGUGACCUUACUGCUCAGUCAGGGAUAUUGCAUUGUUAUUGAUCUCUACACAGAGAGCUGUUAGAUUAUAUUGCCUACAUCUUCAAACCAUGGAGGGAAUAUUAUUAAAGACUUUAUUGUUUAUUGACUUUAUUGUUAUUUGUCUAAGGCUGUGUGUCCCAAAUGGCACCCUAUUCCCUACAGUGCACUACUUUUGACCAGGACCUAUAGGGUUCCGGUCAAAAGUAGUGUGCUAUAUAAGGAAUAAGGUGCCAUAAAGUGUCUUUGAUAGACAAAUAACAAUUAAGUAUCUUUGAUAUCCCCAAAGCUACAGACAUACUGUAGCUUUGUAAAAUAAGAAAAUGUGGACAAAAUUGUAAAUGUGCUCCAACACUAUUGACUGUGUCUUUCUUCUUUAUCGUUGUGUGGGUGAUUAGAUCAACGCAGAUGUUAAUUUGUGUAUAUAUGUAUCCUCUCAUUCACAUUCAACUUUCCGAUUUAUACCUUACAGUGUUCACAAUAUAUUCAGAAAGUAAAGAUUCUCCCUUUGUAUCAACAAUUUAUUUGAAUGUCAGUAUAUUAAAUGUAUCACUAAUGUAUGAUAAAAAAUAAAACAUUUGUGUCUGCAAAA